AUGCCACAACAGAGUCCUAGUUUUGGAAUGCAGCGGGUGCAUGCUGCUGCGGCCGUGGUAGAUUUAUUUGGGGGAGGGGUGACGUUGUCAGUCUCUGACAACCCUGCUGCCAGUACCAAUGGAAUCGCUGAAAUCUCAGCCAAGGCGCGCACUGCCUCUUCCCAUCUUGGGUCCAAACUCUAUUUUUUUGGAAGCAUGGUAUCUGUCAAGCAAAAUAUUCCACUUCUUGUCCACCUUUAUGCACUGGGGUCGGUGGUGUACUCUAGGCUAAGAGGCGCGCCAUACCGCAAGCACCACCUUUGCGCACCACCUGUGCAGUGCGUCCAUGUGUUGCUCGUUGUCAUCUCAGGGCUUGUUGGCAACAAUUGGCAGGGCGUACUGCACCAAGUAUCUGUUGCAAUGUUACUGGCACUAGCACGCUUCGCUGGUGGGCAGCUAGCAUUCAGGCUUGUCAACUUUAUCGGUAUUCAGACCCUCCUUCAAUCAAAGGCUGACGUCACCCUCUCACUGCGUGCUUUUGGAAUCGCUCUGCAUCUGUUCAUGCUCAUGGUCGAUCUCGAUGGACAGGGCUGGCACGAACUGCGUGAUAACGUCCAAAGUGCACUUUAUGCCAAAGAGAUAGCGCUGAUUAGGCUUGGACGCGUGCGCGAGCUGACCAUCGAUGACUUCUGGGCCUUGCCUGAGCGGUUCCAGCUCCAUGCAGCUCAUCGCGAGUUCAAGUAUGACGAGAAUGAGACGCUUUUUGUCAUUCGUGGCAUCAUACGGAUGAUAUGGCGACCGUAUCUGCCGCUGGUUGUGUUCCAGUCACUGUUUCGCAUUGCUGUGGUAUCCCAGUCUGUACUGUUCACCAUGGUUCUGAUGUGCAUUGAGAAUCCGUCGACACACGCCUGGUAUGAGCCGUAUCUGUAUUUGGCUGCCAACUUUAGUCUCCAGCUAAUCAAGUCGCAGGCAGAGCGUGUUAACCGACUGCUGGACCAAGAGGAGCAGCGCGUCAAAGAUUCUAUAAGAUUCGAAAUACUGCGGUGCGCAUUGGCAAACGCUGGCAAGGGAGAUUGGGUGGAUAUCGGUCAUUCCAAUCGUCGUUCUCAUGGCGUUGUCAUUGGUGUCGAUGUCCCUGGAUUAUCUUCGGCGCGUAUGCGGCUACACAACAUCAAAACCAUCAAAUUCAACGGCUGGGAGCAAAAAUACCUCGAUCCGACGCUUGUCCUCAACGAUGAUCCGGACGCGUACGACAGCGUAAAGAUCCCAAAAAAGUAUCGACGGUUGGCGGAUGCAUUUAUAAGCACUGCGCAAACGGCGAACAGCAUCCUUCGGAAUGUGUCUAGUCAGCUCGCGAUAUUUUUCACGGUGAAUUUGUACCUUCAGAGCGGAGAGACGUUGUCCAGCGUCGAGCUGCUUCAGAUUAUCGAGCAGAUAACGCAAGUGAAGAACAACGCCCAAAGCGUCCUUUCAAGCUAUUACCUCAUCGGUGAGGCUGUUAAUGACAAUUUGCGGCUGGAGGGAUGCCUAGCAGUCGAACCAACGAAUGGCAUUGCGGUUCAACCUGGAUUAUCUGAAGCCGGCCCGUCAAUAGAGAUGAAGGACAGCACUUUUACGCACACAAAGAAGACAGAGACGAACAUACUCGAGGGUGUAUCGUUGAGCAUUGGCAGGGGUCAGCUCGUGUCAGUCAAGGGCGGUGUCGCAUCCGGAAAGACGUCGUUACUGCUUGCGAUGUGCGGUGAGGUGGAAAUGAGAUCAGGAGCAGGUCAUGUCACCGGCCGUAUUGGAUAUCUGGGGCAGUCGCCGUACAUCAUGAAUGGAACUCUGCGCGAGAACAUCUUGUUUGGCCGUGACUUUGAUGAGUCGCUUUACUGGCGUGUCAUGGAGGCCUGCGCACUAAUGGAGGAUGCUGAGCAGUGGCCCAAGCGUGACAUGACGCUGAUUGGCGAGGGUGGCAUCAACAUUUCGGGCGGACAGAAGGCUCGGCUGGCGCUUGCUCGUGCAGUAUACACUCAGGCUGAUGUAUAUAUUCUGGAUGACCCGCUCUCUGCUGUCGAUGCACAAAUCAAGCGACAUCUGCUCGACAAUGUCCUGCUGAACACUGGGCUACUUGGCAACAAGCUGCGUGUGGUGUCGAUGAACUCUAACCAUUUGGAUGCGUUUGCCAACCAGAAUAUCACGGUUGACAAGGGCCAGGUCACCGUGGAGAUCCAGGAACACCCGAGAGUGCAUUCGCUGGCCACUCUGCAUGGCUCUUGUCCAGAAGGCGGAUCUGGGGACGAUACCAUCCGAGUAGCAGGCGCAGUGAUAGCAGGAGGGGGCAUGCGACCAAAAGAUUUCGACAUGGAUAAAGGUAUUAACUGGGACGAUGCGAAAUAUGCGUUGGACAUCCUAGGCUUACCUGUCCUUGUCCUGACGCUGUUUACUGCGACAUUUCACCCCGUAUCUGACUACAUCACUGAGGGGUACAAGCUUGACGCACUCAACAAGAACAGCGUGGCAGCAGAUCCACAUGCCAUUGGUACCUAUCUGUGGUAUCAGAUGCUCGCUGCAACAAUUACAAACGUCGUUAACACGGCCGAGAGCAUGCUCAAGAGGAACGUCGCUGACAAGUAUGUGGAGGAGCGAGUAAUCAAUAUGUUUACGCGCAGUUUGGUAUACGCCCCAAUGUCGCUGUUUGACAGUUCCAGCAAGCAGGAUAUUGAUUCCAAGUUCUGGGUGUGCAAAAACGAGCUUGCAAGGAGGCUGCCAAUGCUGAUACAGACAAAUGUCUCCACGAUCCUGAGCAUUUCCCUGUCAAUGUACCGCGUCAGCCGCAAGGCACCGCUGCUGCUGCUUAUCGCGCCUGUUAUGGCGAUUGCAAUGAACCAUGUCGGCAAGCUGGUUAUUCCUACAUAUCGUGCAGUGCGCAAAAUCACUCGCUCAUUCAAAGUCGAACAGUCACGGAUCAGAGACGUCCUCAGCGAUAGCAGCCGCACAAUCCGUCUUCAUGGUGUCGAAGGCUACUUCACUAGCAUUCACAAGGGCAACGUCGAUGAAGAGGUGCGGUUGACGCGACCGAGGAAGGCCUUGAGUUCGUUGUCGAGAACUCUGGUCAAAGUCAUCGAUGUCACGACGAGCUCGGUUGUCACAGUGAUCAUGGUAAUGCAGUCUCAGUUCACCGAUUACAAGCUGACCUCCGGCGAGCUCAAGGUGUUUGGGUCGUUAAUCAAUGACAUGGUAUCGAGCAUGUCGCGACUUGUAGACCUGCGCACAAGGGUUAUUGAGCUACUUGAGACUGUCGAUCUGUUCCGCCAGUUUAUCCAGACACCGCUUGAGGCAGCAUGGGACGAAGGCGGUAUGCAGCCACCAGCAAACUGGCCGAUGCAGGGCAGUAUUGAGUUCCGCAACUACUGCAUGCGAUACACCCCAGAUCAGGACUUGGUGCUGAAGGACAUCUCGUUUACAAUCAAGAGCGGUGAGCGCAUUGGCAUUGUGGGCCGCACCGGUGCAGGCAAGUCGUCAUUGACACGGGCGUUGUUCCGGCUAGUCGAGGGUGCGUCCGGAUCCAUUCUGGUCGAUGGCAUUGACAUUGCGACGCUGCGAGCGGACGGCCUACGUCCAAACCUUACAAUCAUCCCGCAGGACCCGACGAUCUUUAACGGUUCCGUCAAGGCCAACCUCGACCCACUCCAGCAAUACACGAUUGAGGACAUGUGGGCAGCGCUAAUAAAGGCUGAGCUAGUCGAUGUUGUGAACCCAAAGGCCAAGCAUGACAAGACCAAGAAGGAUAUGAAGAACGAGGACAGCGACAGCGACUAUUUGUGGGAGACAGAGAGGCAGAGGGAUAAGCGUCUGAAUUCGAGCUGGCCGAUGCGUGCGUUCUUGUGGUUGUUCCAAGAGCGAAGAAACACAGACAGCCUUUUAACUCGCAACAAAGACUGGGGGCUGUCAAAGAGAUAUUAUGGACGUGGCUGGUUGACCUCGGGGCAGCGGCAGAUGUUCAGUCUGUGCCGAACGCUGAUGCGCAAACGCAAGGUUCUGGUUCUUGACGAGGCUACGGCGGAUGUUGACCUCAAGACGGACAGGAUUACCCACGACGUCAUCCACAAGGAAUUUGCCGGCUGUACCAUCCUGACCAUCGCGCAUCGCCUUGAAACCGUCAUGAACAGCGAUCGCAUCAUCGUGAUGGACCAUGGCACUGUUGCCGAGUUCGACACGCCGGCCAAUCUUUUGGCCAAAGGCGGCCUGUUUGCUGAGCUGGUAAAGUCCAACGAUUUUUCCAACAUGUAA
Molecule: messenger RNA, 4254 nt
Organism: Linderina pennispora
Lineage: Eukaryota; Fungi; Kickxellomycota; Kickxellomycetes; Kickxellales; Kickxellaceae
Product: P-loop containing nucleoside triphosphate hydrolase protein
Exons: 5
Coding region: 1-4254 (1417 amino acids)
Biological process (GO): transmembrane transport
Cellular component (GO): membrane
Molecular function (GO): ATP hydrolysis activity; ATPase-coupled transmembrane transporter activity; ATP binding
Source: RefSeq, a predicted model, not a curated record